CAGUUGCUCCAUGUACGCAGUGGGUGUCGGAUAUGUUGUUGACAUGGCUGUUCGUCUUCUGGGGAGCUGUCAUAUGCCGGGGAAUACAAACGGAUCAGAUAAGUGUCAGCGAUGCAACAAGCAACUGGUGGGAUGCUCACAGCCGUUGCAGUCUCGAAGAAGGCAACAUGUACACGCCUGGGUCAGAUGACAUUCCACCAGACAUUCUGGGGCGUCUACAGCCCGACACAUAUUACUGGAUAGGCGCCAUGGACUACUUAGCCUGGAUAUGGACAGAAGACGACAGUCCACUGUACAAGUAUGCUGGCUUCCUUCCACUGCACGAUGUGACAUAUACAUGGACAGUGGACUAUCUUGAUAACUCGGUAUGGAAAUGCCAUCUUGAAUGCAGUUUAUACUCUUUAAUGGGCAUGCGGAAAACAUUAGAUUUACACAACAACGAAGUGGAAAAUGUGCGUAUGUGGUGA
Messenger RNA from Haliotis rufescens (red abalone), 467 nucleotides. RefSeq lists its product as uncharacterized. Bases 33 to 467 code for a protein of 144 amino acids. The record is from RefSeq and is a predicted model, not a curated record. The transcript has 4 exons. NCBI's taxonomy places the organism in Eukaryota, Metazoa, Mollusca, Gastropoda, Lepetellida, Haliotidae.